AUGGUCGGUGGUGAUCCGAAAGUGAAAGCUCGAGCAUUGACCAGACCAGGACCACAAUCUGAAUCGGCUGGAAAAUCUGAUGCUUGUGAAGGACGCCCUAACCAGGAGGCGUGUGAUCUGAUCUCCAUUGUUGAGAGAAUAGCAACACAAUUCCUUGAGGAUGUGCAUUGGGGGAAAAACUUGACUUUCUUGUGGUUGGCGUGCCACCUGGCACUUCUGACGAGAAUAUACGGUGCUCUCAUAAUCACCACUCCACAGCAGGUUUACCUUAUAGAUGUUUGGGAGGAAGUGAGUUUCUGCAAAAAGGUCGGGUUACCAGUCUUGGGAGUGGUCGAGAAUAUGAGUGGUUUGUGUCAAUCCCUGUCAGAGUUGAAAUUCAUGAGGCUUGAACGAGACAGGCGAGCAGAAGGACUUGACCGAGUGGGUGCCAUGAAAGAUAUUUGGAUUUGGAAGGAUUGGCCGUUUGGUGGCCCGAGUCGCCCUUCAAAGCAAUGA
Messenger RNA from Striga hermonthica, 495 nucleotides. The record is from the annotation of a GenBank genome assembly. NCBI's taxonomy places the organism in Eukaryota, Viridiplantae, Streptophyta, Magnoliopsida, Lamiales, Orobanchaceae.